AUGGCUGCUAUUACCCCCAGACAGAAGGUAGUUGUGGUGGGAGCGGGGCCAGUUGGGUCCCUCGCGGCGCUGUACGCGGCUUCCCGCGGCGACGAGGUGGAGGUAUAUGAACUGCGCGGAGAUCUCCGUGACCCGACUACUGUGCCAUUGAACUUCACCAAGUCGAUCAAUUUGGCUAUCUCAGAGCGCGGUAUCAACUCCAUCAGAGAAGCGCACCGGAGUGGACUGAUCGACGAUGUCCUCCGCCAUACGAUCCCCAUGUAUGGGCGGAUGAUUCACGGCCGAGACAACGGGGCCCUGUGGGAAGCCGCUCAAGCCUAUGACGUUCAUGGCCGGGCCAUCAACGCCGUUGACCGAGGCGCAUUGAACAAUGCCCUCCUUGACGAGCUAGAGCGUACACCAAAUGUCAAGCUUUUCUUCAACCACAAACUAACAGGCGCGGAUUUCACCACAAAUAAAGCCUGGUUUGAGCGCCGUAUCCCAGGCGAUACACCUCAAGCCGAUGAUCUGGGCAUCGCAGGCCGAGUCCCCGAGAUCGAGGUAUCAUUCGACUGCCUUAUCGGGGCAGACGGCGCCCACUCCGCCACUCGCUUCCAUAUGAUGAAGUUCGCCCGCGUCGAUUACCAACAGGAAUACAUCGACACGCUCUGGUGCGAAUUCCGCAUCCCGCCCAAGGAUGGGGACUUUGCUAUCUCCCCCAACCACCUGCACAUCUGGCCAGGUCGUGAAUUCAUGUUUAUCGCCAUUCCUUCUGCCGACAAAUCGUUCACAUGCACCCUCUUCGCACCCUCGGCCCAUUACGCCACACUUCAUGACUCCCCACAGGCUCUUCAAGCUUCCUUCGAUGAACAUUUCCCCGGAGUCUGCCCCGAGCUAAUCGAACCCCAAGCCCUGGUGGAGCAAUUUGCGGUCAAUCCCCACCUACCGCUGAUCAGCAUAAAAUGCAAACCGCACCACUACAGCUCUAGCGUUGCGAUCAUCGGCGACGCAGCACAUGCUGUCCUCCCAUUCUACGGCCAAGGCCUGAACGCCGGAAUGGAAGAUGUGCGUGUACUCUUCGAACAGCUGGACAAGCAUGGCGUCUACGACUCAGAUACAAGCGUUUACACCCGUAGUGUGCGCCGACAAGCUGCAUUCCAGGCGUACACGAACCAGCGAUGCGCCGAUACACAUGCUAUUAACGACCUCUCGAAGGAGAAUUAUCUUGAAAUGCGCUGGGGUGUCAAGUCGCCGCUGUAUAAGUUGCGGAAAUCUAUCGAAGAGACUAUUGACCGGCGGUUGCCUUUCUUGGGGUGGAAGACACAGUAUGCGCGAGUCAGCUUUAGCAACCAGCGAUACUCGGAGGUUGUGGAGGCUGUACAGAGACAAAGUCAGAUGCUGGGGCUGGGUCUCAGCUCAGCUUUGGUUGUUGGCGUGGGCGCCUUGGCUAUGCUGAUCUGGAGGUAUCCGCGAGAAGUCUCGCCCGUGGGCUUCGUGCGCUGUGGUUUGAGACAGCUGGCGAGAUUCUGGAGAGGGUUCGUCCACAGAUGA
Messenger RNA from Penicillium odoratum, 1530 nucleotides. It is a transcript of the gene bna4, whose product is annotated as kynurenine 3-monooxygenase. The record is from RefSeq and is a predicted model, not a curated record. Gene Ontology annotation, biological process: L-tryptophan catabolic process; quinolinate biosynthetic process; NAD+ metabolic process. Gene Ontology annotation, molecular function: FAD binding; NAD(P)H oxidase H2O2-forming activity; kynurenine 3-monooxygenase activity. NCBI's taxonomy places the organism in Eukaryota, Fungi, Ascomycota, Eurotiomycetes, Eurotiales, Aspergillaceae. The transcript has 3 exons. Gene Ontology annotation, cellular component: mitochondrial outer membrane. Bases 1 to 1530 code for a protein of 509 amino acids.